GCAAGCUGCGAUCUAACCGAUUCGGACGCGACAGUUUGAAGUGAUAGUAACGUUGUCGCAGUGGGACGGAAUUCUCCGUGAAGCAGCUUCCUUCUCUUACUUUUCUCGGUCGAAUUAGCACCACGCCAGCGCAUUCAUUGUUCUUGAGCAUCGGCCCAAAAAAAUUCGACUAGACCGGCGAUGCCGAAAAUGGACAUUGUAGGUGAUAACCCAGUACAAGACUCCUUGCUCAUGGGCUGCUAGACAGAUUUACCUCGAUAUAAAGAGCACACAGCACAUCGUUAGAACCAUUCACUUAGCAUGCUGUGUUCUGCACUCUGAAAACUCACAAGGUAAAUUGGCUGGUGCUGCGUCGGCCUUCUGUCCCAUUCCGGCAUAUCUUUGUUCUAGAUUACCCAUGUGCAAGGGCGAGCUCCAACGCUAGCUUCUUAUUCUGAGUUAAAUUUCCAGCGCCAUCAUGAGUACCUCCAAUCGUUCGACCGGAAAGAGACUGCCUAUAAGCUGCCAGGCAUGCCGAACGAGGAAAAUCCGCUGCUCUCGUGACGGACGUCCAUGUCAGACCUGUGUUCGUCGUGGUCUGGGUGCAGAGGACUGUAUUUACCUGGGUCAGCCGAGACUCGCUUCCCAACAAGCCAUGACGGCUGCUCCACCUGACCAGAAUGAGAUGCUUGCACGUAUCAAUAGCCUCGAAGAGUUGCUUCACGAACAGGUUCACAUUCAGUCCAACGACGUUAUGUCACCCCAGAGAUCGCCCAGCGGGACCGAAAGUGGAGCCGAGUAUGAGCCUGCGUUUGAUGUUAGAUCCCGAGAACCCAGAUCCCGAUUACCCAGUGGCGCAGGCACUCUACAGACAUUCAAUGCCGGAUACGUUCGUUACUUGCCGUGGGUGAACAGUCCUCCGAUCUUCAGGGGCCAGUCAGCACCCAAUGUCGAGACCGAGAUCCCAGACGAGAGCGAUGAUCUGCAGCUGCCAUUCGCCAAGAUUCGUGUGUCUCGGGAUGAGCUGUUAGCAAUACUACCCCCACGCCGAUAUUGCGAUGCGCUCAAGGACAUCUACCUACGAGUCUUCUCGCCUCUGUUCCAUGUUCUUCACGACCUCACCUUCGAAACCGAGUACCAACAAUUCUGCCACGACGCCAACAGUGUCACCACCGCAUGGAUCGCGCUUCUGUUUGCGAUUCUUUCUAUUGCUGUCACGGCACUCGAAGACGAUGAGAUUUUGCUCUCCGACAUUGGGCGCGAGAAGACGGCGAGUCGAAAUGUCAAGGCAUUAUCUGCACGCUAUCGGUCGGCCUCACUGCGAUGCCUGGCAGCAGAUAAUGUUCUUUCUCGACACUCGAUCCACUCGCUCCAAUCUCUGAUCCUCGUCAACUAUGCUCGAGUCCACCGUGGCCUUCCCAUCUGGACUCUGCUAGGGUUUUCGCAUCAUGUAGCCAUCUGCAUGGGCUGCCACGUUGAUCCCAGCCGAUUCGAUCUCGGACUCAUCGAACAGGAGGAGCGCAGACGUGCCUGGAUGGGGCUCACCUCGCUAUUUACUGUCCAGAGCAUAGUCUCUGGCUGUCUUCACAACACCAUCACACCCAAUGAUGUGAAGCCGCCCUUAGACAUUAACGAUGUUGACUUGCUGACGGGUUCUUUCUCGGGACAACCAGCGCACCCAACGCACAUGACGUACCUGCUAUUAGAAUCUCAUCUCAACCGAGUUCUGAUGAUGGUAUGCGAUGCGCUGUUCAAUACGUCCCCGAGGUUUGGCCCCUACCAGCUCGAAACUCAGAUCCAAUCUGUCCGUGAGAUGUGCGACCAGCGGUACAAGCUCAAUUCCAGCCUCGAGCCCCCCUCGCCGCCACACCAGGCCAACCUAAACAUCCUCUACAGCAGCAUUCACCAGCUCCUUCUCCUCCUUUUCCGCCCCAGUCUCUGCGCCUACUUGCAAGGCGAGUUCACCCCCGAGACAUAUGCGGCGCGGACCAAAAGCGUCUCCUCCGCCCGGGCCUCGCUGGCCAUCUACCAAGCCCUCCACGAGUCGCCCGUGUACGCCUCCUACAAGUGGUACAACAGCUACCUCGGCAGUUUCCACGCCUUCCACGCGGCCGUCGCGCUCUCCGUGACGCUGCUGUCCCCGGAAACCCAGUUCGAGUUCGACGAAUCCAAGACGAUCCUCUGGGACGCCCUCGAGACCUUUGCCGCUCUCUCCAACCGCAGCAAUUUCUGCAGCAAGGCCGUGCCCGUUCUGCGUCAGAUCAUUGAAACAACCUGCACCCACGGCCAACAAGCCCUCGCAUCGCUGGUCGGUCUAGACCCCCAUACCGCAGGCCUGAUCAACCCCCCCGGUGACUUCGUGCCCUUCCCCCCGAUGCAGCGAAUCCCCGAGACACUCCUCGCGCAACUCCAGCCGCAGAACUGGAUCAGUCCGGCGUCGGUCCCGUGGGAUGGGUGGGGGAUCCCUAAUAAAUGAAAGAUUGGUUGGUGGCAACGAGAGGGAGACAGACUGGCUGGCGGUGAACAUGAACAGAAAGAAGGGACUGUUCUGUCCCAUGUGCAGUGCCAACCACUAGCAAAGUGUGAUUUGAUGAUCCAGGCCUAAAGACAGUAGUUUAGUG
Molecule: messenger RNA, 2600 nt
Organism: Aspergillus japonicus CBS 114.51
Lineage: Eukaryota; Fungi; Ascomycota; Eurotiomycetes; Eurotiales; Aspergillaceae
Product: Zn(II)2Cys6 transcription factor
Exons: 3
Coding region: 458-2455 (665 amino acids)
Biological process (GO): regulation of DNA-templated transcription; DNA-templated transcription
Cellular component (GO): nucleus
Molecular function (GO): DNA-binding transcription factor activity, RNA polymerase II-specific; DNA binding; zinc ion binding
Source: RefSeq, a predicted model, not a curated record